This is a messenger RNA of Ilex paraguariensis (yerba mate), 1509 nucleotides long. NCBI's taxonomy places the organism in Eukaryota, Viridiplantae, Streptophyta, Magnoliopsida, Aquifoliales, Aquifoliaceae. The record is from the annotation of a GenBank genome assembly.
AUGCCUUCAACAACAGCCAUAUUAUCAGCAUACACCACUUUGGCUGCAUUAGCAAUGCUGGUCAGGACUGUUCUUAAUGAAGUCCAGAACAUGAUCAACCAGCUUAUACCCAAAGCACUCCAAGAGAAAAUACUAUCAAAACUUGGAGGCCUCAUCCUGAUGGGAAGUCUCUCUCCUAACGUGACUCUCGUCGUCGAUGAAUACAAGGGUCUCUCCAUCAAUGAGAUCUUUGAGGCAUCAGAAAUCUACUUGCGUACAAAGAUCACCCCUUCCAUCGAGCGGCUUAAGGUUUCCAAGGUACCCCGAGAGAAGAACCUGUCUGUCACCAUCAACAAAGGUGAGAAAAUCAUCGACGUGUUCGAAGGAAUUCAAUUGAUUUGGGAAGUGAUUUGCAUAGAAGAUCAAAAAACAAGCUUCGACUACGAAGGGUAUUUCUCUAACGAAAAAGUUGAGCGUAAAUCAAUUGAGCUCAGUUUCAACAGAAAACACAAGGAAAUAGUAUUGAACUCUUACUUGCCAUAUGUAUUGGAGAGAUCAAAAGCUAUAAAAGCAGAGAACAAGGCAGUGAAGCUCUUUUCGCUUGGAUCUUUCAGUGGGGACUACGAAGGGGGACCUUGGGGAUCGGUUAAUCUGGACCAUCCAUCAACUUUUGAAACAUUGGCAAUGGAUUCGACACUGAAGGAGGAAUUGAUCGAUGAUUUGGAUCGAUUUGUGCGGAGGAGAGAGUUCUAUAGGAGAGUUGGGAAGGCUUGGAAACGUGGGUAUUUGUUGUAUGGGCCUCCUGGUACAGGUAAGUCAAGCUUGAUCGCAGCCAUGGCGAACUAUCUGAAAUUCCACAUUUAUGACUUGGAACUCACUUGUCUCACGAGCAAUUCAGAGCUUAAAAGACUGAUGGUUUCUACUGCAAAUCGAUCCAUUAUUGUGAUUGAGGAUAUUGAUUGCAGCGUUGAAUUGGAAAACCGGGGUGUUGGAGGAUACAAUCAGAGUGACAAUCAGUUAACACUAUCAGGUCUGCUGAAUUUCAUUGAUGGCCUAUGGUCAAGCUGUGGCGACGAGAGGAUAGUAGUGUUCACAACCAAUCACAAAGAAAGACUAGACCCUGCAUUGCUGAGACCAGGCCGUAUGGACAUGCACAUUCACAUGUCCUAUUGCACUCCUUGUGGCUUCAAAACCCUUGCUUUGAACUACCUUGGUAUUUGUAAUCACAUUCUGUUUAGUGAGAUAGGAAUGCUCUUAUCAGAUGUGGAGAUAACCCCAGCAGAGAUAGCAGAAGAGUUGAUGAAGAGUGAAGAAGCAGACAUUGCUCUUGCCCGACUCGUUGAAUUCCUCCAGAAGAAGAAGAAGGCUAAAGAUGGUGAAUCAAAGUUUGAAGGAGGAAAUGAAGUUGAUGAAGAAGGGACCAAAAGCGAGGAAACCAAUGAAGGAGGUGAGAAGAAAGCGAAUAGAAAGAAGAGGAAGGCGGAGAGGAGGAAAUGUUUUUUGCAGCAAAAGACUAGACGAUGAUGAUUC